Molecule: messenger RNA, 1484 nt
Organism: Cydia amplana
Lineage: Eukaryota; Metazoa; Arthropoda; Insecta; Lepidoptera; Tortricidae
Gene: Fitm
Product: acyl-coenzyme A diphosphatase FITM2
Exons: 1
Coding region: 62-1147 (361 amino acids)
Biological process (GO): lipid droplet organization; lipid storage; phospholipid biosynthetic process
Cellular component (GO): endoplasmic reticulum membrane
Molecular function (GO): coenzyme A diphosphatase activity
Source: RefSeq, a predicted model, not a curated record
UGAGACUGACGGAGAUGAGAUAGAAUUAGAAACUAAACAAAGUUUAUUAGAGUUCUGAGCCAUGACAAGUAGAAGUAGUAAUUAUAAAAAUUCCCGAAUGAAUUACAAUUUUCAAAAUGAAUCUUUUGAAAGUAAAGGUAAUAAACCUACCCGAGAAGCAUCAUCUAUUUUGGAAGUUCUCGUUAUAAUGAUAGUGCACAUUUGCAAGAAGGUACUGUUCUUCGACACCAAUUUAAAAAUAGCAGUUUAUUUAGGAGCUCUUUUCUUGCUUUCACUUAUGGCGGACAGUCUAACGUUUCCGAAAACAUAUUUCUCAAGGAGUGAUAAUAUAUUCAACCAAUAUUUUGUUAAAAUUGGAUGGUUUUGGACAUUAUUUAUGACGGUGCCCUACGUUCUAUUGACAUCCUACACCACUUGUUGUGGUAAUAGAAGACUCAUAGCUACAGCACACUUAUCGAGAUUGGCGAUAGCUACAUUUUUUUGGUACAUCUGGACAAUGAUCUUUAAUGUUAUUGAAACCAAAUAUGGACGAUGUAAUAUGAAGAAUGUAGACAACAAAGUAAUGUGUUUAAAAAACGGGGGCUUUUGGAAUGGAUUUGAUAUAUCUGGUCAUUGUUUCAUUCUUAUAUAUUCAAGUUUAGUGAUGAUAGAAGAGGCCAGGGCCAUAAAUGGAUGGGAAAGAAUAAAAGAUUACAUCAGAGAUGAGAAACAUGCACGAAGUAUGGAUGAUAAAUCUGUAAGCAUGAAUCCUCUAAGAAAAGUUUCAGCUGAGGAACUAGAGGUUGUAAAAACAUCCUAUGAAAAAUGGACACCCUAUGUGAGAGGAUUUUUAAUUGCAACAACUUUGCUUCAAAUACUGUGGGAUGUGAUGCUUGUAUCUACCAUUCUUUAUUACCAUAUUAUGGUGGAGAAAUUCAUCAGUGGUGUAAUAGCUAUAUUUACAUGGUUUGUGACCUAUAGAGUUUGGUAUACAAUUCCAAAUGUUCUUCCUAAUUUACCAGGAGAUGGCACAUUCAAGUAUAACAAAACAAAAUUGGCAUCGACUCCUACAUUUAGAAAAAGAAGCACCACAAAUGGUAAACAUUUUAUGGGCAUGCCCAUCAACCGGCAGGAUACCACAGAGGCUGCAUCAGAGGAAAAAAGAUAAUCUAAGGUAGUUGAGGUAAUAAAAAUAAGCCAGGCAAAUGUGCAUUACAUAUGUUUCAUCUCAAGUACUAGUUAGUAUGGUUGUAGCAUUUUCUGGGAUUUAAAGUAAUUGGUAGUACAUAUAUCAAGGGUACCUGGAUUCAAGUAUAAAAUCUUGUUAUUAGUAAAUUAGGUAAACUGGGUGCAGGGGGUAAGAAACAACUUUACUAAGAAAGUUAACUUUUUAAAUUUGCACAAUUUCUAUAUUAAGGUUAAAUCAAAAGAGAUUUAUUUCACUUUGAAAACUAUUUAUUGAUAUUAAAUUAAUAUUUAAGAAAUAAAAGUUCUUAUACAAACUA